This is a messenger RNA of Colletotrichum truncatum, 723 nucleotides long. Its product is annotated as carbonic anhydrase. Gene Ontology annotation, biological process: carbon utilization; cellular response to oxidative stress; cellular response to carbon dioxide. NCBI's taxonomy places the organism in Eukaryota, Fungi, Ascomycota, Sordariomycetes, Glomerellales, Glomerellaceae. Gene Ontology annotation, molecular function: carbonate dehydratase activity; zinc ion binding. The record is from RefSeq and is a predicted model, not a curated record. Gene Ontology annotation, cellular component: cytoplasm.
AUGGCUUUUCAUGACCAAAACAAGUUCCUGUACGCCCUCAGCUCUAACCAGGCUUGGGCAGGAUACAAGUCACAUCAGAAUCCAGCCUUUUUCAAAAACUUGGCAUCUGGCCAAUCGCCCUCUAUCUUAUGGUUAGGAUGCUCUGACUCGAGAGUACCAGAGACCACGAUUCUCGGCCUGCAACCUGGUGACGUCUUCGUCCAUCGUAACAUAGCCAAUAUUGUCGCGCCAACAGAUAUCAACACCUCAGCUGUCAUAGAGUACGCCGUCGUCCACCUCAAAGUCAAGCAUGUCGUUCUUUGUGGCCAUUCUGCCUGCGGCGGCGCUAAGGCUGCGCUUGGUGACUCACGUGUUGGGGGUGUCCUUGAUACAUGGUUGACACCCCUCAAAGCCGUUAGGGCUGAUUAUGCCGAGGAACUUGCUGCCAUUAAAAACGAGGAUACACGUGCUGUUCGUAUUGCCGAAUUGAACGUCGAGGCUGGGGUGAAGGUCCUUAUGGCUAACAUGGCCAUUCGGGACGCCGUCAUUGAACGCGGUCUUCAAGUGCAUGGCUGCCUAUUCGAUAUUGCUAGCGGUCGCAUCAGAGACCUGGGAUUUGGAACACCAAAAGCGGGCGGGGCUCGAGGCAUCGUGUCUACGGGUGGUGAAGAGGAGAUCGUCCGCGGGGCGCAUGCACAAUUGGUUUUCCGCGACGGAGGGGAUGCUUCCAUGGAAGUCCACUAA